AUGACUGGCAUCCCCAUCCAGUCGUCCACCCGUACAAGUCCACGGUCUCAUACUACCGCCCAGCGCACACCCUCCACUUCAUCGGGCGCGUCACCUACCCAGCAGUCGUUUUCCUCUUUGCCUUCGACGGCUCAGAAUGCGAUGUCGACCGACGUGUAUCACCACGCAUCCGCGUCGCAGGGACCGACGUCUAUAGGCCCGGAUUUCUCCUCCUACUCCUUCUCGCCACUUAGCCCGUCGUCAUCAUUUGACAACAUGCCCCCAAAUUCCUCGUUCGAUGGCAUCUCGCCCGCCACCAUGCGCCUUGACUCGGAUCGACCAGCGCAGAACCUCAACGGCUUUAUCCGGCCCGCCGACACGAUCGGCGGCGGCGGCGCGAUUCUGAUGCGGAAGCUUCCCAAGAAUACGAGUCGCGAGACGUUGCGCAGCAUGCUGCUCUUCUCAAAUGAACUGUUAGAGGUGGAUUUCGUACAAUCAGACCUCCCGGAAGAUACCGGGUUCCUCAGCGCGAUCGCGCACUUCAGCAGCAUGGCUGCGGCAGAGGAGGCACGGAAAUUGCUCGACGGGAAGCCGAACUCGAAGAACGACGCUACUAUGGUAGUCGAAAUCUACAACAAUAGCCCGGCUCCUCCUUUUCUUCCUCGUCGCAAUACCAUUGACCAUUCCGCUGCAGGCCGUACCCUGAUGAGCAACGGGACGGGUACGCGACAAUCGCGAUUCAAUGGUACUUUUCAAACUAUGGAGAAAAUGUCUUCUGCGCACCCAGCCGGCUCAUCCGCCAACGAAUCUCUCCCGCCUUCGUCCGAGCCAAAUGUGCGCCUCCAUGGUUUCUUCUCUCCCCAGUCGCCGCUCGGAAAUGGCGUUUCUGAAUUUCAACGCGUCACUGGCAAGUCGAUGAUAGACCAGGAUAUCGACGAGGAUACCGGAGAGUUGCUCAAGGACCCCGUCGGCUACGCCGAGAAUGGUCAUUCUGCCUCAGUCUCCGCACCACGCCGGUCUACCAACCCACAGAUUCCCACCAGCCAUUUUGCUAACCUCUCGCUGGCAACUAAUUUAACAUCACCGCCGAUCCAAAACUACACUCCCGGAGGUUCGGCGCACGUGACACUCCCAACGCCGUCAUCGGCAUACCCCCAGCCCAUGAAUGGUGCCGUGGGCAACCCUCCGUAUCCUUACAGCUCCCAGCAUACAGCCCGGCACAGUUUUCCAGCUGCCAAUCCGAACGACAUGAAUCCCCCUUGCAAUACUUUGUAUGUGGGUAAUCUUCCACCGGAUACCCAGGAGGAAGAGCUAAAGGCGCUGUUCUCGAAACAACGCGGCUAUAAGCGCCUCUGUUUCCGCAAUAAGCAAAACGGGCCCAUGUGCUUUGUGGAGUUUGAGGACGUGCGCACAGCAGGCAAGACUCUCAAUGAGCUAUACGGCUACAAACUCUCCAACAGUAUCAAGACCGGCAUUCGCUUGAGUUUCUCCAAGAACCCGCUUGGAGUGCGUUCUGGACAGCAAGGAUCCAUCAGCUCGUCGAAUCCCCAUCCCCAGCAAGGUGUUAUCCAGGGCGGUGCUGGUCUUGGGGGGAUGCCGAAUCACAUGUUCUCCACGGUGAGCGGACCGCCGCCGGGUUUGGCGACACCACCUGGCUUGAUGCCUCCAAUGGGGCUUAGGAACAACGGUGUUAUGCACCCCGCCGGUUAUUCCCACACGCAUAUGCCUAUGAACGGAGUGAACGGCUCAUUCAACCCCAAUGCUGGCCUUGGUAUUCGACCAAACGCUCUAAACCCGUCAAUGAUGCCACCACAACCUUUACACAAUGCUGGAGCCAAUGGCGCCAACAUAGGGCAGCGCUCUGGCAAUGCUACCCCGAACUAUCCUCCUCCGGACUACAUGAUGGGGCGGUAG
Molecule: messenger RNA, 1893 nt
Organism: Aspergillus mulundensis
Lineage: Eukaryota; Fungi; Ascomycota; Eurotiomycetes; Eurotiales; Aspergillaceae
Exons: 1
Coding region: 1-1893 (630 amino acids)
Molecular function (GO): mRNA binding
Source: RefSeq, a predicted model, not a curated record